This is a messenger RNA of Strongylocentrotus purpuratus (purple sea urchin), 2113 nucleotides long. RefSeq names its product phosphatidylinositol N-acetylglucosaminyltransferase subunit C-like. Bases 67 to 915 code for a protein of 282 amino acids. Gene Ontology annotation, cellular component: glycosylphosphatidylinositol-N-acetylglucosaminyltransferase (GPI-GnT) complex; membrane. The transcript has 8 exons. Gene Ontology annotation, biological process: GPI anchor biosynthetic process. NCBI's taxonomy places the organism in Eukaryota, Metazoa, Echinodermata, Echinoidea, Camarodonta, Strongylocentrotidae. The record is from RefSeq and is a predicted model, not a curated record.
UCUUUUGAAACCAGGUUAAUGUUAAAGGACUGUUUGUAACGUGAAUCGUUGGUAUCAGAUGUCACCAUGGUUACCAAGAAAUGGGCCAAGAUCCUGUACAGGGAGCAGGGAGUCCCAGACAACUAUGUAGAUGACUCGUUCUUAGACGAACUGAAGAAGAAUUUGCACACAAGGACUUAUGAGUAUUGGAAUGUUGUGUAUGAAACCGGAGUGGUUACACAGCAGCUGAGCAGUGUGUGCAUGUUUGUAGUGGCGUACAUCUUUAUGUUCACUGGCCGACUGUCUCCUUCAUCCUUGCUAUGCGUCAGCGGGUGGCUGACCCUGUGUGGAUAUCCUGUGUUUCGAUGGCUGGAGAGGUCAGACGACAAGGUCAAAGUUCAAAGGUCUGCUCUGGAUGACCUGCGCUCAAGCUGUAUCUUCCUCACAUUCUCAUUUGGGAUGUCACCGAUACUGAAGACCCUGACAGAUUCUAUCAGUACAGAUACUAUCUAUGCAAUGACAGUAUUUAUGUUACUGGGUAACCUGAUCUUCUAUGACUAUGGUACUACUAAAGUUGUUGCAUCUCAGCAUCUCUCCCUGAACGCAUCAAUAUUUGCCUCGGUGUGCCUUGCAUCAAGACUACCCACGACACUCCAUGCCUUUGCUACAGUCAUUCUUGCCAUGCAACUCUUUGCCCUGUGGCCCACACUCAGGAAGAGAUUAAAGAAAGAGGUUCCAUGGACCCACUCCAUUAUGACAUGGGUCAGUGCUGGUGUUGCUUUCAUCGCUCUGUACUCUGUGACAGUUGUUCCUGCCAUUGCGUUUGGAUUAGCUCACCUCUUUAUAACCUACAUCUGCCCUCUAUGGCUCAUAAGAUUACAACCAUACAAGAAUAAUAUCCAUGGGCCUUGGGAUGAAGCUAUUAUACAACACUAGCAGCACAUCCGCUGAAUUCACCUAUAAAAGUCUUUCACAACUAUGGAUGGCUUUCUAAACAUGCAAAUGCUAUAUCACAGGAAUUCAUCGCUAGCAGCACAGCCGAUGAAUUUAUCUAUCGAGUCUUUCACCACUAUGGAUGGCCCUUUGAGAAUAUGUGACUGCUUUACUUUUACCACAGAGAUACAACAAUAGCAGCACAUGAUGAGUGCAUACAUGUAUAUAUUUUGUUUUUUCUUGACACCAAUGGAAAACUUUCUAUACAUGCAUCUGAUAUAUGUGGAAAUCACAGCAUCUCUUCAUAGAAGAAAACUAGAUGCCAUGUACAAAUAAGUUAUAUCUGCAAACAAUUGUGGGUUAAGAUACGUUAUAUAUGAAGCUUAGUAAUGAUCAAAGAAAAUUUGAGUAAGUAGUCUUAACCAUCCAGCUUCCAUGUAGCUUGCAUGUAACAAGCUGUAUUGUAUGUACUCAUGAGAGCUUUGCUUUUCACUGAAUUGGAUGCAUUCUGUAUCAGUACAUGUUUGGCUGGUCCACACAACUCAUUAUUGUAAUAUGAUGAGCGAUUCAUAAUUCAGUUUUCAGAACUACCUUUAAUAGUUUCAUUGAUAUGCAAUAUACAAUAUGCAAUUACUAUAACUUUAGUAGCCAGGGCAUUUGCCAUGAAUAAGUGUCUUUCUUUGCCUUUAAGGAGCAGUGUUAUUUCAACUUUUCACAUUCUGGAUGAGGCUGAACCUGUAAUUUCCCUCAAAUUAUGAAGGUGGAAUGGAGAAUGAUAAGAACUCCAUUCUAGUCCUGUUAGAAUGGAUUUGCUAAAUUAAAUCCCAUUUGUUAUGAGAAAUAAUUAUGCCAUUGUUAAUAGUGCACAACUUUCUGAUCUGGAAACAAACAAAAGUUAAAAAAUGUGUGUUAUUUGAGCUUUCUGAUAUGUCCUUCAUGGAGAACAUUUUUUCAUCAAAAUGGCACAGUACUUUUUCGUGAACAGAGGACCCCAUUUUAAGGUUUUAAUCACGUACUUGAAGAUUUAUUUGUACAAGUUGAACUAUAGUCCCCCAAAGCAGUUAAUUUAUAGGAGGCAUGUAUUUUGAAACUGGGCUGGUUCCAGUAACCUCCUUUAAAAUUGUCAUUAUAUGUUAUUAUUAUUUUGUAUAGAUUUUGUUGAUGAAUUGGCAAAAUAAAUAGUGCAAGUGGAUUAUGGUAA